Molecule: messenger RNA, 1070 nt
Organism: Paramecium pentaurelia
Lineage: Eukaryota; Ciliophora; Oligohymenophorea; Peniculida; Parameciidae
Source: the annotation of a GenBank genome assembly
AUGGAUAGAAAAGUUAGGAAACGAGCAUCUAGUGUUAAUACUACUAAUCCUGCUAUGAAGUUACUUGAAAAAAGAAGAUUGAUGUUUGAAGUUCAUGAGGCUUAUGAGAAUUAACUAUUCUAAUUUAAAUAAUAAGGUAAAUAUAUAUAUCAAGUUAUUUAUUAGAGGAGGACUUUAAGACAAAGGAAAAUGAGAUAAAAUAAAAAGAUGAAGAAAUUUAAACAGAAUUACUUAAAUUUUGUAAAGAAUUAUAAGUUAAUGAAACCAAAAAGAAAAAAGCCAUUAGUUUAUAUUAAAGUGAAAGAGCUGAAAAAGAAAAAAAAAUUAAGGAAAUUGCCAAAUUAUAACAUGAUUUGAGUUAAGAUUAAUAGAUAUUUGAAAAUGUGGAAAGAAAGGGUACAAUAAUUCAAAUUUAUAAGAAUAGCUGAGAGACUUAAAAAAUAUGUAGAAUAUUUAAAUAGUAUUAUUAAAGCCUAUCCUGAUAAAUAUUCUGAUCUUGAUUCAAUAACUGAUAGAUAUAAAAGACUUGUGAUUUCACAUUAAAUUUUAAAAUAAGAACAUGAAAAAAUGGAAACUGAUUGUGAAAAAAUGAAGUUUAUUAUUACACAAUAUGAAAAGGAAAAAAAUCAUGAAGUUUUAUAAUUGAAUAAUGAUAUUAAAGAAUAUCAAAAAUUAAUAGAAGAAAAAAUGAUUGAGAGAAAUUAAUUAUUAUCUGAAAAAGAAGAAGAAGAAAAUAGAAUCACUGAAGAGAAUUUGAAUCUUGGUAGAAUAUUUAUGGCUAUUGAUAAUAUAAACUAAAGAUGUUUAGAUGGUUAUUAAAAAAUUAAAUAAGAUUAUGAAGAUUAAAAUAAAGAAAAAGAUAAAGCUAUGAAAUAAAUAAGAGAAGAUAAGAAACUACUUAAAUAAUCAUAAGAUGAAGAGAAUUUCGAUGUUAAAUGUAAAUUAUUUAUAAAAUAUAUAUAUUAGGUUAAUAAGCUUCGAUUAAAUUAAAAUAGAUAGUAUAAAAUUUAAAUGAUUUUAAAAAGAUUAUUGAAGGUUGUAAAAAUGAAAUCAAAAAUAAAUAAAAAUGA